AGAAUUAAUUAUUCAACUGGUAAUGCAUACUUCUAUAUAGUAAUGGAUGUCUAAGCAGUGGAUUGAAUGCUUAGGCAGAACCGAAAAGUCACACAGCGCGGGUUCUCUUUGGCCGCUCAGCACUCUGGAUGAAGCAGCUAGUUGUCUUAAUCGGGUGGGAUGAGCCUGAGGCGUCACUUCGCUCCGUGGUGGCGAUGGAUCGUAACGCUUACGGUUUGACUUGCGUAGGACGCUAGUGGAAGGAUGCUAAGCUGCGCUGUGGCAGAGGUGCAUCAGUAACGCCUGCCGCGCGGCCCAGGCAGGACACUGGAUCACGAUUAUCACCGGCGCAAGGUGGAGCAGUAUUUGGUAACAGAACCUUUCUCACCUUGGCACUAGAAAUUCUGCUUGGAGUACCUUUUUUAGGAAUAGAAACGUGAAUAUGUUAAGUGAAGUUUUCAAGGGUUACUGCUAACAAAUAACAUCAGGAAUGGCUUUGAUAAUGAGAGUUUCUGGAUUCAAAUUUGGAUUCUUGAUUUUCUUAUGGUGAUAGAAUAAGUGAAUUCACCAUUGACAUCUAUUUAUUUUGUGUUAGUGAGAGAAGAGAUGUGGUAAAGUUAAAGCUUCUUUGCCUGGAAAACUGCAUUCGCAAAAGAAACAACGCGAAUCCUCGUAGGACCAUCAUUGCUUUCGUAACAUCAAAUUUAACUUGUGAACAUGGAUUUAACUGUACACUUUGGACGCUGUGAAAUAAACACUUACUAACGUAUGAACCGGUGAACCGUCCUUUUUCAUUCACCACACCAAGGUCGCUGCCCUAACUCUUAGCAUCCUUGUGUAGAACACUUCAACAUCAGUCAUGAGUUGCCAUUUCGUUAAAAUAUAAACGUUUAUUGCCCCCUUGGUGCAGAAGAUGCGGCACUGUCGUAAGACGCUCGCUGAUAAUAUGGGAAGAUGGUCAUAGAUUGUUUCGGCUUAACAGUCUUCAAGACUGCGUAAGCAAUGAAGACAUUUACAUGUUAAUGGAAUGAGUUGUUUUGAUUGAUCGAAGUUUGUUGGCUGAAUAUCGCACUGACAGUUUUAAUAUGAGGAAAAGCAGUGAGGAACCAUCAGAAGUUAUAUUAUAUUAAGGGCAUUACGUGCAGCGUAAAUAAAGGAAAAUGAAAAGGAUUUUGUAAUAGCAUUUUUGUUCACACCACAAGUGAAGAGUCAGAAUCGACUUGAAUGUCUUUCAGAUUUCGCUUUCCAGGAUCAAUCUGUCAGUAUCAUUGCUGAGUGUGUCUUUCUGACAGAAAGAAUCUUUUUCGGCGUUUCUAGGAAGAAGGCCAUCAUUCAUUUCGUAAAAGUUCUGCGGCUUGAAUACGAUGAAGCCGCCGCCGGAGUGGUGACCAUAUCUCUUUAUCAUUCAUCGUGUUAUGUCUCGUGGGAGCGUCCACCAUCCCAGCGAAUUCAUCAUUCUGCCAAAUAGAUGUAGAUUGUUUAACUGUGGACAACAACAAAAAAACGCUUUUGUGGGCCACCACUUUCAAGUGAUGUACAUUGUAUAUUAAAAAAAUAGGAAUUCAUCAGGAAACUACCAUUUAUAAAGGAUGUAUCUAACUGUAAAUGUAUAGUCACGGCAUAGAAUCAGGCAUUGCAAAGCAUGACACCGGCUUUUUGCAUGAACGAAUAUUUUUCGACACAUUCCUCACAGUCUGUCUAGCUACAGUGCAUUUUCUGCUAAGUCAUAAAAUAAAUUUGUCAGCAUGCUCAGCAUGCUCAGCAAACAACUAUGACCUUCUGGUUCGUCGUAGUACAAUAACAAACCAUUCAAAAUGACAUCACGCCGAGUGAAGACGUCAUCUACGGCCAUUAGGGGAAAUCCGUCUGAUAUGAACUUGCUGAGUUGGUAACUUCAUCAGUAAGCAAAGGGAACGCAGCAGUGAAUCAAGUCAUUGGCUUUAAAUCACCACAAUUGACGCUGAUUAAGGCAAAUUAUCUAUAACUGUGGGGUAGCUGGUUGCCUGGAAGUGAUCAAUUUGGAAGUGAGAAAUAUAUUUAUGGGGGAAGAACUCGGCCUGGAUUUGUUUAUUAUCUCGCGUAUUGCAUGAUAGUUCGUUGUUGGAGAAAGCAGUUCGCUUGGACGACGGAGGCAUAAACUAUGUGGAUUAAGCGUGAAAAAGCGUGACUAUCACUCACUCGGCAUAUAAGUGAGAAACUUGGAUGAAAAAUAUCGUCUGCAAGCUUAGAGAGAGGAUUUGUCAUGCCCUAUGUUGUUGGCCGUCUUGGUGAUCAUAAUCCGGGAUCUCUUCUCCAAACCUGAUUGAACCUAAUAAUUCAUCAGCGGAAGUAGCUGAUCCCCGAGAAACAAGGAGCGUCACAGCCACUUCGUAAGGGAUUAAGACUGGUACCAUUAACCAAUUAGGAAUUAUAGACUCGGCUAUGAAAGUAGUCUCUAGCCGUUGAUGGUUGCGAGCUAGCUUUAUGAUACUGGAUGGAAUAAGGAUGCGAAUCGUCCAUUAGCGAUGCUAAGACUGGCUUUAUAUCGAGAGAGGGAUUGGGCUGUGAUAUGACGGGCUCAGACCAGAUGAGUACUAUGCAACAGCUUUCCGGAUCCGGGGUACUGCGUGACCUGUAUGCAGCGUGAUAGGGAUGCAAGUAGCGCUGGAGUAACAGCUGAACUGGUCCGUGGAGUAUCCAGUUGAACCUUCAAGCCAUCGCUCCAGUUCACGGAAUUAGGGAAAGAUACUCUGGACAGGCUUACAGAAUGUUUGCCGUAGGAUACAAGAAUAGAACCGUUUAAGAAAGCGAAUCAGAAAAGGACGCAAUAUUAGGACCACAAUCGUAAGAUUAAAAGAUAGGGAGAUUCCGGCUGCGACGGAUAAACAAUACAGAGAAUUGUUUCCUCGAUGUCUUUUUGAUCGAUACAAGAGGAAUUUACUACAUGUAUUAGUUGAGGCGGAUUUUCAUUUGCGCAUCUGUCAUUGUGAAGGAGUAGCCUUGAAAUCGUUACAAACUUCUUAGGUUCAGCGUCUUUCACGCAUUAAAGGAUUCCGGCAGGAUGACUUGGGAUAGCAACCUUUAGAACUGAACAUAAGGAUAUGGAUUCGCUUGAAGUUCCGCCGCGCAAGACCGGCCGCCAGAGGUCUUUUUCUCUCUUCUCCAAGGACGGCUCCUACUUCGACUGCUUGACGAAAACCAAGCAAACCUUUCCAAACGGUAGGAGGAAGCAUGGCUUUGUGAAACAUGCUCUUGAAAGGAUGAUCGUUCGAAAGUACGGCGAGGAAACCUGGGAGGAAAUAAAGAAUAUCUCCAAUGCACGUUUCGAGAGUGACUUCCUCUUGGGUUUGUUCAACGACGAGCAGCUGACCUACGAUGUGGUGGAGGCCGCCGCCCAGGUGGUCGGAACCCAGAAGGCAAAGAUCUGGGAGCUUUUUGGAGAAAUGUUCUUCGAGUUCUGUGAGGAUUCGGGAUAUGAUAAGAUCCUCCAAGUUCUAGGUGGAACGUUGAUGGAAUUCUUGGAAAAUCUGGACGCAUUACACGAUCAUUUGUCAACGAUAUAUCCGGGAAUGCGCGCUCCGAGUUUCCGCUGCAUGGAGAAAGAAAAUGGCGCUAUAUUGUUGUACUAUUAUUCUGAGCGACCGGGCUUGGAGCACGUGGUAGUGGGAUUGGUGAAAUCUGUUGCACGUGAGUUGCACGGGAAGGAUGUAAACGUCCAGAUCAUCACCAGUAGCGACGACCUAACGUCGAAUCACGUAAAGUUCUUGAUAACGGAAUGCUCGACCGAUUGCCCGCCGAGUCCCGUAUCAUUCCGUAUCUCGGACUCCAUCGACGACUACGGCGGGCUCAUCAGCACCCAGCAGAGGAUCAGUCCUGCGUCUUUCAUAAAGAUUUUCCCGUUCCACUUAGUUUUUAACAGGAAACUCCAGAUAACACAGGUUGGGGAUGCCCUCACCAGGGUGAUACCAGAAAUCGACAACCCGGCCUACACUUUAGGGGACAUCUUCUUGAUCUCUCGUCCCCAGAUCUCGAUAUUAUUUGAACAGAUCCGACAACAUUCAAAUACUGCUUUUGUGUUGUGUUUGCGGCCUAGUAUCGCUUCAAAUAUCAGGCCGGUAUCUGCAACGCGGAAUUCGCCGUCGCAUCUUCGGACACGCUCUCCCCUUCCUGAAGAAGGAAUGGAGGACGGUGAUGACUUUCACAGGUCCAAGAUGCGCCUCAAAGGGCAAAUGAUAUACGCUCCAGAAAGUGACAGUAUUGUUUACAUCUGCUCCCCGUAUGUCUCAAACCUGGAGGAUCUCCACGAACGUGGCUUAUACCUAAAUGACCUUCCGGUUCACGAUGCCACACGAGAUCUAGUUUUACUCUCAGAGCAAUUUCGUGCUGAAUACGAACUGACUCAGCGAUUGGAAGUAAUGACACAACGCCUUCAGCAGACGUAUAAAGAAUUAGAAAUUGAGAAACAGCUGACAGAUAAACUGGUUUAUUCGAUACUUCCACCGUCUGUAGCUAAUGAACUUCGGUUAGGAAAUCCUGUUGAAGCGGUCAAAUAUGACAUGGUCACCAUGCUGUUUAGCGGACUUUGUGACUUCGAUGUGAUCUGCGAGAGGAAUUCGCCCCUGGAGAUCGUCAAUCUGCUGAAUGACCUUUAUACCAAAUUCGACAUGUUGGCUGACCCCAAAGUCAACAAUGUUUACAAGGUUGAGACAGCCGGCGAUAAGUACCUGGUGGCCAGCGGUCUCCCGGAGAAGAAUGCCAACCACGCCAAGAACAUCGCCCUUCUGUCCCUGGACAUGAUUGAUAUAGCCAAGGAGAUUUACAUCGAUGGGGAGUCAGUCAGGCUUUGUAUUGGCAUCCACUCCGGUGAUGCUGUGGCAGGCGUGAUUGGUCAGAAGUUGCCCCGGUAUUGCGUGUUCGGUGACACUGUCAACAUUGCCAGUAGGAUGGAGACCACGGGAAUGGCCAACAGAAUCAACAUAUCAGAAGCAACGUACAGGUGCCUACAGACAGAAGAUGGCCAAGAACAGCAGUUUUCCUUCAAAGAGCGUGGUCCCUUGACCAUCAAGGGCAAGAGAAAGCCGAUCGUGACCUACUUCUUGACGAGGAAGGCACGAAACCUGCCCGCGAUCCUAGCCUUGUUGGAGAACGGUCUGGCCAUGAGAGAGCCUUUGGAAAGUCCACCAGCUGAUCUGCUGCAGCGCCGAAGACGCAGCGAGACGCUGUACCGAUUCCAGGACACUCAACGGAGCGCCCGGCGAAUGAGUGAGUUCAUAGGUGCCGCCAACCAGCUGGAGGUACCAAGAAUCUUCAUCGAGCACCACACGGGGCAGCCCUCAGAUAGUGGUUUCAGCUCUCCAGGGAAGGGGAAGUUCAGCAUUUAAGGAAGGCUUGGCAAUAACUCUAACAAUACGCUAUCUAUGCUGGUGUUUUUAGGAAACCGAUGGAGGGAAUGGCAGAUCGUGGGUUCAUUGGUGCUGCCAAGCAACUCGGGGUAGCAAAGAUCUUCACCGAGUACUGCACUGGGCAGCUACUGUAGAACAUUGCGUUCAGUUCUCGUGCAGUUCAGCAGAGGAAAGGAAUUCAAACGCUCCUCAUUAAAAAAGGGUUUUGACAAACAGGAACAUUGAAUUACACCGUAAGGAAGUAAGGAAGAAUGCUCGCUGGCAUCUACUGGAAUGAAGUCUGCAUGGUACGUGCAUACAUGGGAUUUAGUUGUUGAUGCGUUGCGAUUAGGAGGAGUGUGUAGUACAGCAGAUCAUGUAUGUAUAUUUUGCCAAGUAAUACUGAGCGAAGCAAAAGGAUGUUCUAUCAUGUUACUAAUAAAUAUAUAGAAAAACA
Molecule: messenger RNA, 5796 nt
Organism: Lineus longissimus
Lineage: Eukaryota; Metazoa; Nemertea; Pilidiophora; Heteronemertea; Lineidae
Product: guanylate cyclase soluble subunit beta-1-like
Exons: 7
Coding region: 3060-5339 (759 amino acids)
Biological process (GO): response to oxygen levels; cGMP biosynthetic process
Cellular component (GO): guanylate cyclase complex, soluble
Molecular function (GO): heme binding; guanylate cyclase activity
Source: RefSeq, a predicted model, not a curated record